Messenger RNA from Patella vulgata (common limpet), 4834 nucleotides. Its product is annotated as dynein intermediate chain 2, ciliary. The transcript has 18 exons. The coding region runs from base 135 to 2273 and encodes 712 amino acids. The record is from RefSeq and is a predicted model, not a curated record. Gene Ontology annotation, cellular component: outer dynein arm. Gene Ontology annotation, biological process: cilium movement; outer dynein arm assembly. Gene Ontology annotation, molecular function: dynein light chain binding; dynein heavy chain binding. NCBI's taxonomy places the organism in Eukaryota, Metazoa, Mollusca, Gastropoda, Patellidae.
CCAUAGCUACAGCAGACGCCAUAAUUGUUGUCAAUCAUUUCUAAGUCAACUUCUAGACAAAAGUAAAUUGAAGGUAGAAGUGUAUUCACUCAGCUCUAACGGUUCUUAAGAUCUUAUUCGACAAUCACACCAAAAUGCCUCCUAAAGCACCAGUCAAAGGGAAACAGCAGUCAGGUGGGAAUAAACCUAAACAAGGCCGCCAGAGUUUGUCUACAAAAGGUCCAGUCAUUAAGGAAGGAGAUGACAUGACAGAUCUAGGUGAUGGAACUGACGCAGAUGACUGGAGUCAGGCUAAAACAUUAGAAAAGCCAUCUGAUCAGUUGCAGCUCUCGGAACAGGAUUUAAAAGAAGAAUUUACAAGAAUUCUAACAGCCAAUAAUCCUCAUGCACCACAAAAUAUUGUUCGUUACAGCUUUAAAGAGAAACAAUAUAAACAGACAUCAAGUGUUGAUCAGUUAGCUAUACAUUUCUCUCUCGAUGGUAAUAUGUUACAUAAAGAAUCUGAUGAGGCUAAGAGACAGAAAGGAAAACUUGGCUUAGCUGAAGCAUCAAGUGAACAGGCUGUGAGUGAAGCAGGAGAAGGAGCUGGGGCUGCAGCAGAAGAAGGGGAAGGUGAUAAACAAGAGGCAGCAGAAGAAAGAGCUGAUGAUGCUGCUACACCAGCACCAACAGAUAAACGUAAACUAACCAAUCAGUUCAAUUAUAGUGAACGUGCUUCACAAACAUACAACAACCCAUACAGGGAACGUGGUACAGCUACAGAACCACCUCCAAGAGCCACCUUUGCUGGUAAUGUAACACAGUGGGAAAUAUAUGAUGCUUAUUUAGAAGAUUUUGAAAAACAGGAGAAAUCUAAAGAGAAGAAAACUAUACCUGGUAGAAAAGAAGAGGAGAAAACAAGGAAAAAAUUAACUAUUACCGAAACACAGAGUGAUGAUAUAUCUCGUGUAUCUAGUGCCAGUAAAAUUGUUGAAAGGAUGGUCAACCAGAAUACUUAUGAUGACGUUGCACAAGAUUUUCGUUAUUGGGAAGAUGUGUCUGAUGACUACCGAGAUCAAGAGGGAACACUUUUACCAUUAUGGAGAUUUUCACACGAUAAAGCAAAGAAAUUGGCAGUUUCAUCUUUAUGCUGGAAUCCGAAAUAUAAUGAUCUUUUUGCUGCUUCAUUUGGUUCAUAUGAUUUUAUGAAACAAGGAACUGGUCUGAUCCUCUUCAACUCUUUAAAAAAUCCUUCCUAUCCUGAACAUGUAUUUGAAACAGAUAGUGGAGUUAUGUGUUUAGAUGUUCAUCCAGAACACCCAUAUCAAAUAGCGGCUGGUUUUUACGAUGGCAGUGUAGCCGUAUUUAAUGCAGUAGAAAAGAAAGACGGACCCGUACACCGAUGUACAGCAAAGAACGGAAAACACACAGACCCAGUAUGGCAAGUCAGAUGGCAGAAAGAUGACUCGGAUAAUAACAUGAACUUUUACUCAAUUUCUUCAGAUGGCAGAAUUGUUCACUGGACAAUAGUAAAGAAUGAGAUGAUAUAUCAAGAUGUUAUUAAAUUAACUAUACCAGAUGCUUCAGCUGAGGGACCUGAUGGUAUUAAAGUUCCAACAUUAGGAUGUGGUACAGCAUUUGAUUUUCAUAAACAGAAAGAUUAUCUGUUCUUAGUUGGUACUGAAGAGGGUAAAGUUCAUGUCUGUUCUAAAGCCUACACAAGUCAUUUUAUUGACUCAAUAGACGCCCAUAAUAUGGCUGUAUAUAAGGUAGCAUGGAAUUAUUUCCACUCUAAACUUUAUAUAACCUGUAGUGCUGACUGGAAUGUUAAAAUCUGGGAGAUGGGUUCAAAAAUAGACAAAAAUACAGAUGGCACAGAAUCUUCUGAAAGAAAGCCAUUAUUUUCAUUUGAUUUAAAUAACUCUGUUGGUGAUGUGGCCUGGGCUCCUUAUUCUUCUACUGUGUUUGCUGCUGUAACUGCUGAUGGCAAGGUAUAUGUGUAUGAUUUAAAUGUAAAUAAAUAUGAACCAAUCUGUGAACAAAUGGUAGCCCAGAAAAAGAAGACAAAGUUAACUCACAUAGAAUUUAAUCCUGUUCAUCCUAUUAUUAUUGUUGGAGAUGAUAGGGGUAAUGUUACUAGUUUGAAACUUUCACCAAACUUGAGAAAAGUACCAAAGGAAAAGAAAGGACAACCACCAAUGGAUGCUUCUCAGAAACAACAAUAUGAAUUAACUAAAUUAGAGAAGAUAUUAGCUAUGGUUCGAGAACCAACCGAGUCUAAUGUAGCCAACUAAAUGCUUUAAAUAAUUUUACCAAUACUGCUACCAAACAUACCCCACAAACAAAGACAUCAGUUACAUCUUUUGUAAAUUCAAGAGUUAGUAUUAAACGACAAUAACAUCGGUCAGUUGUUGGAUUUUCUAAGAAAAUUGGGGCAGCUACAUGAUUAUGAGAAAUCAAUAAAAAAGCAUUAAAACAAAAUAACAGCAUUUCAUCUUGAAUUUUGUAUUACACAGUAUAUGUAUUAUAAGUAUAAAUUUAUUAUGUAAAUAGAAGUUCAUUGAGAAAAAUUCAUCUUAACUAGCCAUACUAAGUUAUUGUUUUGUAAUGUCAUUUUAUGUUUGAAAUAUUUAUUCAUAUUGUUGAUAAAUUAUUCUGUGAUAUACUUUAUAUAAAAAAUAUUGUAAAACUUUUAUUAAGUUUUAUUAUGAAAUAUUCCAAAAAUAAAAAAUGCAAAUUCAAAGAUUUAUAUUUUCCCACAAAAUUACAACAAAAAUAUACGAAAAAUACUGAAUGGAAUGUCAUGUUAUGUAUAAGACUGCCACACCACUAUACACAGAGAUAAGAUUACUAUUUGAAAUAUGGUACAUUCACUAUUAUUGGAGAUAACAGACAGAGUUAUGGAUAACAUGGACUAUCGUUAUGAGAGUACCCUCAUUAAUAAACGUAGUGAAUGUUAACCAUAAUGCUGUCUAUGUAUAUUGCUCUCACUAAUUGCCCUUUAAAGGUAUUAUUGAAGAUAAAGAAAAUUCUAUUUGGUAAAAGCAUGAACUUAAAGGAAUAAGCUUAUUGCCAGUCAUGCUAGAUACUAUUCAAAAUUUGUUUAACAAUUCAAUAUACAUGUACCAUGUAGACUAAAAUUUCGUAAAAUGAAAUGAAAUUGGGUUAACCUCCUCCUGUUCUGCACAGACUAGGCUAAUGAAGACGAGCAUAUGCCAUACAGUGUGCUAUGAGGGAAGGUUUAUCUGGGCAGCAACACUAUGGCCUACUCUGAUAUGGAAUUCCAACUGCAAGGUGUUUUUUACAUGCAUGCCAAUGUGUACACAGGACCAAUAUAACGUUCAUAAAGACAACUGCAUCUUUUAUUCCAAACAAUUAAUUUCUCUGAUUUCACACGAACGAUUUGCUUUUUGAGAGUAAGAUCUGGAGUCAAAAUAAUCAUGGUAACUUUUAUCAACCCUUUCACAUUUUUGGUUUGCGCCUCGUCUGUAUGACGUUUGUAAAUCUAACCAAAAUUAUGCAGACAAUAUUUUUUUUAAAGACUGUCCACAUACAUGUACAUGUAAUUAAUAAUUUUCAAGUUUACAAAAAUAAAUUAUUCUGCCAAUAAGAGGAAAUAUUUUGAAACCACAUUUACAGGGUAACGAGAUAUAUGUUUUCAUGGUAGAGCCUGAAAUCAGUUGUGAAAUAUCUCAAAUAUAUACCAAAUUUGGCUAUGCCCCUUCAAGAUGACUAGAUAAAUUUCUUAAUGGCAUAAAAAAAAAAAUGACUAAAUUGUGUAUAUACAGUAAACUUUGCAUAAGUUGGAUCUAAGUGGACUGACCAAUUUUAUCCGAGUUAAGAGGAGAUCCGAGGUGGAUGAAGACUGAAAUUCAAUCUUAGCUCGAUUACAAAUAAACUGCAAGAACCAGAUAAUAAUAGAUUCAAACGCACAUUUCAAGCUUUUGUUUGUAUCUGCAAGUAGAUAACUUUUGUUUUGUCGCCAUCUUUGAAAAAUGUCCUAAAUUUUCCCAGAAAGUGUCUCGUACAGCAGACAGCGAGUUUCGAAUUUUCCAGGAAAAUUCUAUUAUUGUGUCGCGUCAAAUAGGCUGAUUUGAGUCAAAAUGAUCGGGGAAAGUAUUUUGGGCUUUGUGCAUGGAAUAGCUAACCGUGGUUAAGACCAUCGAGACGAAACCUACUUAGUCAAAUUCUGAACAUACUGCUGAUCCAACUUGGGCAAAGGAAAAAAGCCUGAAUUAGAUCAAAUGGACCAAACAUUUUGAUCCGAGUUGAGCAAAGAUCCGACUUAGGAAAUCUGACUUGCGCACUAAAAUUUAAUAAGAAAAACUUCCAGGAGCAAAGGGUCCAAACGAUUUUAUCAGAGUUGAGUGAAGAUCCGACUUAGGCAAGGUUUACUGUAUUUGAACUCCUUAGAGAAAUACAUGAAAUUAUAGGAAGACAAUCUUAAUAUAUGUACUGAAUCCUAAAACGUUCAUAAAAAUAAUGCUUAUUCUUUACCAUGUGUAUUAUGUAUAUGAUGAAAUUACCCUGAAACCUUGAGAUUCAAAUUAAAUAAAAUGCCUAUUACAUGUACAAUAUUUUUUACAUAAGCAUAAUAAAUAAUAACAUACAUUUUCCCACUAGCUGUGUGGAUCUUGAGAAUUUGGAUAUUUAGGGUUUUCAAUAACACCUUUACCAAAUUUAUAUUCUAAGAAUUUUUUGACAUUGUUCGGAGCUGGAGCAUCUAAACCUACAAAUUGGAUUUUUGUUAAAGGUUUUAAAAAACUUUCAGGAAAUUCGGUAUCUUGUCUAUGAGUUUUCAUCCAUGUAUUUUUAGUCAUAGUGCCAUUCUUAGAAUAAAAUGGGAAAAUAUCAA